This is a messenger RNA of Rattus rattus (black rat), 2292 nucleotides long. It is a transcript of the gene Srsf7, whose product is annotated as serine and arginine rich splicing factor 7. NCBI's taxonomy places the organism in Eukaryota, Metazoa, Chordata, Mammalia, Rodentia, Muridae. Gene Ontology annotation, biological process: mRNA splicing, via spliceosome. Gene Ontology annotation, cellular component: nuclear speck. Gene Ontology annotation, molecular function: RNA binding; zinc ion binding. The record is from RefSeq and is a predicted model, not a curated record. The coding region runs from base 136 to 852 and encodes 238 amino acids. The transcript has 8 exons.
GCCUAUAUAAGCUCGAAUCCGGCCUCUUCCUUGUAGUGCCGCCGGGAUCACUGGCUGAGGAGGUUGUGUAGCCGCUUCCGUGCUACUCGCGCUGUGAGCAUUGCAAGCUAGAGCCGAGUACGCGGGCCGGCCAUCAUGUCACGUUACGGGCGGUAUGGAGGAGAAACCAAGGUAUAUGUUGGUAACCUGGGAACUGGCGCUGGUAAAGGAGAGUUAGAAAGGGCAUUCAGUUACUAUGGGCCCUUAAGAACUGUAUGGAUUGCCAGAAAUCCUCCAGGAUUUGCCUUUGUGGAAUUUGAAGACCCUAGAGAUGCAGAGGAUGCAGUUCGAGGAUUGGAUGGGAAAGUGAUUUGUGGUUCUCGAGUGAGGGUUGAAUUAUCAACAGGCAUGCCUCGGAGAUCUCGGUUUGAUAGGCCACCUGCCCGUCGUCCCUUUGAUCCUAAUGAUAGAUGCUAUGAGUGUGGUGAAAAGGGACAUUAUGCUUAUGACUGUCAUCGCUAUAGCCGACGAAGAAGAAGCAGGUCACGAUCUAGAUCACAUUCCCGAUCCAGGGGAAGGCGAUACUCUCGCUCACGUAGUAGGAGCCGCGGUAGGAGGUCAAGAUCAGCAUCUCCUCGACGAUCAAGGUCCGUGUCUCUUCGUAGAUCAAGAUCAGCUUCACUCAGAAGAUCUAGGUCUGGUUCUAUAAUAGGAUCGAGGUAUUUCCAAUCCCGCUCAAGGUCGAGAUCAAGAUCCAGGUCUAUUUCACGACCAAGAAGCAGCCGAUCAAAAUCCAGAUCUCCAUCUCCUAAAAGAAGUCGUUCCCCAUCAGGAAGUCCACACAGAAGUGCAAGUCCAGAAAGAAUGGACUGAAGUUCUCAAGUUCACCCGUUAGGGAAAAGUUAUUUUGUUUACAUUAUUAUAAGGGAUUUGUUAUGUCUGUAAAGUGUAACCUAGGAAGGUUCAUCAACCAUCUAAUCAAAAUGGAUCUGGAUUAUUACUCUGUAAAAUUCACAGCAGUAAAUAUUGUUUUUGUUGAAUGUAUUAACAUCUUAUGGUCUGGAAAUGUAGGUUUUUAUUUGACACAUUUAAAUAAAAUGUUUCUAACUAGAUGUUUUGAUUUGUGUUCAAUAUUAAUACUUUUUCAAUUGGGUAAGCAUCAGACAAGUAUCAAGAAAAUUGUUUAUUGACCAUAUUUCUAUGGCCUGUAUUCAAAGUUUAAUGGUGUUGAUUAAGUAUUAAACAUCAUUAACUGUUCUAUACAUAGCACAGGCCAGGAUCUGAAAGGACUUUGACAUUUUCAUUUUACUCUUGUACCUUGGGUAAGAUGAUCUUUGAGUCCUCUUAACAGCAUGAGUGCAUCAUGGCAGAUCCCUGAUUAACUGGGAAUUGGUGUUAACAAUCUCAAACUGUCAAGCUCAGAGGGACCACUGACAGGAAAUAAGCAGAGUUACUGAAAUGUCAAGAAGUAGAAACUGGUUUUUAGAGGCUGAGGUUUUAGUGGUAUAGUUUUUCAGACUAUUUAAGUUGGGAUGAUUCUGCUCAAUGUACUUUUUUUCCCCUUUCAAACAGCCAAUUUAAUACCAAAAAAUGCAUGUUUGAGGAAUUGUCUGAAUUUGGAACAAAACCUUGUAAACCAGCUUUGCAAAAUUAUUGAGCCCCAAUACUCUGUUCUUUUGAAUGGAUUGCCUUAUCCUGUGCAAAAACCUGUUACUAUCUGAGCUAGAUUUUGCAGUUACUGACAACAUUGUUCUAUUUUGCCAAGCUGGUAUAAAGAGAUGUCAAGCAAAAAUGUAAAAGACAAAGCAGUUUUGUAAACCUUACAUAUUAGCAUUUCAUGUAGCUAAGGUUUGUUACGUUUUUGUUUUGGGUUUUUCCUCCUUUGGUAGUGUCUGGUAGACCUUAGAAUGGUGUAGCCAGUAGGUUCUUAUUUAGACUUUAAAUAUAUUAUGCAUAAUAGGGCAGUAAUGAUCAUUUUCGAGUUUUUUGGACAAGCUUUUUACUAUAUUUCUUAGCCUUGGUGUAAAAACAAUAGUACAGGAGUCUGUCCUUGUCUAUAUUUUAGGCUUUUUCAACGAAGUUGUCUAAUAGUACUGCAACUUGAAUGCAUACUGGUCUGCCCCAAGUUUAUCUGGCUGAGUGGUCACUAGUGUGGUGAAAGUCAUUUGGAUUCUGUUCUUAAGAGUUUGACUGGUUGAAUAAGUGGUUGGUAUGAAGCUGUGUGUAAUCGGCAGACCUAUCUGUUGCACUUGGUUAGCUUUAAUUGUUCUGUAAGUUUGUUCAACAAUAAAUCUGCAGAGAUUGAACAAAUAA